UCUGUGAAAGGGAGAGAGAGAGAGAUUCAUGAAUCUUUUACAGAACAAGAACAAGUUUCAGAAUAGUCUGGUCUGGCUCUUUUGUAUCCUUCUCGUUUAAGAUUCAUCGUACGUAUUCAAACCACCAUUUCUCUGGCAUUACUUAUUGGUAUCUCCGCCUAGUUAUUUUUUGUUGUGUGUGUAUAAAUCAUCAAAGAUUUGUUCAUCAAUUUCGGUCUCAUCGAGAAUGGCGACUUUCUUGAUCUCGGUGGUUUGAUUAUGAUCCACCCCAGCUGAUCAGACGGUUCAGAAACGCUGCAUUGAUCAUCUAUUGUUGUUUGCCAUCGAACAAAACCUAGUAAAUUAAAUAAGUUGGAGUUCUGUUCAUAAAAGAAUGGCGUUUAAUGCGGCUAUGGCGUCUCCACCCCCAGCGGCUGCUACCAACGACGUUUUCAAAGAGCAUUUUGGCCUUCGUAGAUCGUUGUCCGGUCAAGAUCUCGUCGUGAAAGCUGGUGGUAUACGUAGAUCGAGUUCCGACAAUCACUUGUGUUGUAACAACAGGAUACGUGCUGUGUCUGUACGUCCUGGUCAGGGAAUGAAAAGCAGCCGAUCUGUAGGAGUGUUCUCGUUUCAAAUAUCGAGCUCUAUAAUCCCUAGUCCAAUAAAAACAUUGCUAUUUGAAACUGAGGACGAUAAAGAUAGUGAUGAUGAGCCUGAGGUCGAGCCGAAUCUUGAUGGAGUCAAGAAAGCGAACUGGGUCCAGAGGUUGCUCGAGAUAAGGAGACAGUGGAAGAAAGAGACAAAAACAGAGAAUGUAAACGGUGAUGUUGUGUCGGAGCAUGAAAACGUUACGUGCGGUUGCGAAGAUAGGGAAGGUUGCGUCGCGGAUUACGAAAACGGCGAUUGGGAACGCGAAUCGUUUUCUAAGUUGCUUGUUAGGGUUUCUUGGUCUGACGCUAAACAGCUUUCUCAGUUAGCUUACUUGUGUAACGUGGCUUACACGAUACCUGAGAUCAAGGGUGAGGAUUUGAGAAGAAACUACGGGUUAAAGUUUGUUACAUCUUCACUAGAGAAGAAAGCCAAAGCAGCGUUACUUAGAGAGAAACUCGAGCAAGACUCGACACGGGUUCCUGUUGUUACAUCGCCUGAAUCAGAAUCAGAGAAGCCUCAGCAACGAUCAUCUUCAUCUUCAGCUUACAAUAUUGCUGCUUCAGCUGCUUCAUACAUUCACUCUUGCAAAGAGGUUGAUUCUUCAGACUUGAGCAACCCAUAUAAAUCAGCGGCUGCCGCUCAGGCGGCAGCGUCUACGAUGACCUCGGUGGUUGCUGCGGGUGAGGAUGAGAAGCUAGAAGCGGCAAGGGAGUUGCAGUCGCUACAAUCUUCUCCUUGUGAGUGGUUUGUGUGUGACGAUCUAAGCUCAUACACUAGGUGCUUUGUGAUUCAGGGUUCUGAUUCUUUAGCUUCUUGGAAAGCAAACCUCUUCUUUGAGCCAACUAAAUUUGAGGACACUGAUGUUUUAGUCCAUAGAGGAAUCUACGAGGCAGCAAAAGGAAUAUACGAACAGUUCUUACCUGAAAUAACCGAACAUUUGUCUCUACACGGAGAUAGAGCCAGGUUUCAGUUUACAGGUCAUUCUCUUGGAGGCAGUCUCUCGUUAAUUGUGAAUCUGAUGCUGCUCAGUAGAGGACUCGUUAGUUCUGAAGCAAUGAAACCUGUGGUCACGUUUGGUUCGCCGUUUGUGUUUUGUGGUGGUGAGAAGAUUCUAGAGGAGCUUGGUCUUGACGAGAGUCAUGUUCACUGUGUGAUGAUGCAUAGAGAUAUCGUCCCACGAGCCUUCUCCUGUAAUUACCCUGACCAUGUGGCUCUCGUCCUCAAACGUUUGAACGGGACGUUCCGUACACACCCUUGUCUCAACAAAAAUAAACUGCUGUAUUCACCAAUGGGGAAAGUAUUUAUCUUACAACCAAGUGAGAGCGUCUCACCAACGCACCCUUGGCUACCGCCGGGAAACGCUCUCUACGUUUUAGACAAGAACAACGAAGAUUACUCUCCUACGGCGUUGCGUGGGUUUCUAAACCGCCCACACCCACUUGAAACGCUGAGCCAACGCGCCGCUUAUGGCUCAGAAGGUUCGGUGUUGAGAGACCACGACUCUAAAAACUACGUCAAAGCCGUGAACGGAGUUAUCCGGCAGCACACGAAGCUCAUUGUUAGAAAAGUGAGGAGACAGAGGAGGAGUACUGUUUGGCCUGUGCUAACGUCAGCAGAACCGAACUCUUCAGUCAAUGACUGGAGUCUGACGGCGACUGAGGAGAUCAUGACACGUGCCUAGUAAUGGGACGACGGUCGAUGCCUCGUUAAGUUGUGCAUAGAAUAAAUUAUGUUUAUGUGUUUGUUUACAUUUCUUGGGAGGCAUGAGUAGAGUUAAUAAAAAUGUUGUAAAACCGUAAAUACCUCUUUCGUUAGCAAUAUAUAAAAUUGAGAGCUAAAUGUUAUCCGUAA
This is a messenger RNA of Brassica oleracea var. oleracea, 2481 nucleotides long. RefSeq lists its product as uncharacterized. The transcript has 5 exons. Gene Ontology annotation, biological process: lipid metabolic process. Lineage: Eukaryota; Viridiplantae; Streptophyta; Magnoliopsida; Brassicales; Brassicaceae. The record is from RefSeq and is a predicted model, not a curated record. Gene Ontology annotation, molecular function: glycerophospholipid phospholipase A1 activity. Bases 374 to 2311 code for a protein of 645 amino acids.